This is a messenger RNA of Eufriesea mexicana, 1320 nucleotides long. It is a transcript of the gene mRpS5, whose product is annotated as mitochondrial ribosomal protein S5. Gene Ontology annotation, biological process: translation. The record is from RefSeq and is a predicted model, not a curated record. Gene Ontology annotation, molecular function: structural constituent of ribosome; RNA binding. Lineage: Eukaryota; Metazoa; Arthropoda; Insecta; Hymenoptera; Apidae. Gene Ontology annotation, cellular component: ribosome. The transcript is spliced from 6 exons. The coding region runs from base 13 to 1320 and encodes 435 amino acids.
CGUAAGGUUGAAAUGGCAGGUCGAAUGUUCUGUACUUAUAAACUAGCAACAAAUUACAUAAAAAAUAUCAAUAUUAAAAAUAAUGCUCUCAGGUUAUUGACACCACAGAUAUUGUUAUCGCAAAACGUAAGAAAUUCGACUUUUUUUACAAAAAAAACUGGUGAACAAUUAUGGAAGUCUGUUAACAGUAUCAGUAAUGCUGGUAGAAGAAGGGGAAGAGGAAAAGGAAAACAAAGUAUGCCACCAAAAGAUGUAAACGCGAGUCAGCAACAGGUAUAUGGAAAAGUACCAGUUAUAUUCCCAGGAUUGAACUCUCCUAUAUUGCGAGGAAAAACUUUGAUUGAACAAAGAGUUCUUACAAGCGAAGAAGGGACUGGAAUACAGCCAUCUAUAAUGUCAAACAUAAAACGAAAGCGAGUAAAAACUCAUCCUUUAGAUCGUGGUUGGUCUGGAGGACACCCACAUGGGAGGAAAUGUGGAGCACCCGCACCUAUUAAUUGUGAUGAAUUUAAUGGAUUUGAGAGUUGGAUAAUACAGAAUAAAUAUGUAACUAUUAUGUCAAGCACUCUGGGUCGUGUAAAACGUCAUCGUACUUUCGUAAUAACUGGAAAUAGAAAUGGCUUAGCUGGAUUUGCUUCGGUAACAAAACAUGAUUUAAAAGGAAGUAUAUCUGCAGCAAAAAACAAAGCAGGACAACGAUUAAUAUACAUUGAAAGAUAUAAUGAUCACACUGUGCUCCAUGACUUUUUUGCACAUUUUGGCAAAACAAAAAUUUUUGUAACUCAAAAACCUAAGGGUUAUGGACUCAAAUGUCAUCGUGCUAUUAGAACAUGUUGUGAAGCAAUUGGCAUUACUGAUUUGCAUGCCAAAAUUGAAGGAUCUAAAAAUGUUAUUUAUAUUGUAAAGGCUUUCUUUAUUGGUUUGUUACAACAGAAAACAUAUCAAGAAAUGGCAAAUGAAAAGGGGUUACAUUUAGUCGAAAUGAGAAAGGAAAAUAAUUAUUUCCCUAAAGUAUUAGCUUCACCAGCAAGAGUUCGAGACUCUACAGAAAUUUCAUCCAGUGAAAUUUUAGAUUUUAAGCAAUAUGUAAUGAAUGGAAGAGUUCCAUUGAAAAGAAAACCGAAUACACCAUUCUAUGCAAAACUACCAACAUGGCUAGUGCAUUUGCGAAAACAAGAACGUCUUAGGAAUCACGAUAACGUUGUAAUCAAAUUAAGAUCUGAAUAUGAUGAUGUUUGUAGUUUUCUUGCUGAGAAAUAUCCAGAAGCAAAAGCUUCAAAGUGGAGGAAACGGGAUAAUAAAGAGAAAGAAAGUACUUAA